Molecule: messenger RNA, 1418 nt
Organism: Klebsormidium nitens
Lineage: Eukaryota; Viridiplantae; Streptophyta; Klebsormidiophyceae; Klebsormidiales; Klebsormidiaceae
Source: the annotation of a GenBank genome assembly
UCAGGCUCAGGUCAGAAGAGGUGAGGAAGAGGUCCAGGAGGCGGCGGUGACAAGUGAACGAAGGGCGCGUGGUAGAGAACCAUAAUUUCCAGCUCUGGACCCAGUCUGCAGUUGCGGCGGACCUUGAAGUACAACACCCGGUUUAAAGCGCUGCAAAUAAGCGGCAAUCAUGGCGCGGAAUGAGGAGAAGGCGCAGGCGAUGCUCAAUCGUUUUCUGGAGGCCAAGCGAGAAGAAAAUGCAAAGCCAAAAGAAAAGCGACCCUUCUUAGCAAGCGAAGUGUCGGAUGUGCCUACGGCCGAGCGGUGGCGCAAUCAGAUUCUGAAGGAGAUUGGAAGGAAGGUUUCAGAAAUCCAGAAUCCAGCUUUGGGGGAGCAUCGGUUGCGGGACUUGAAUGACGAAAUCAACAAGCUGAUCAGAGAAAAGGGUCACUGGGAGGCAAGAAUUCUGGAACUCGGCGGGCCAGACUAUGCCAAAACAGGUCCAAAGAUUACGGACUCGGAUGGGAAUGAGGUGGACGCAGCCACGGGGAAGGGUGUGGGGUACAAAUAUUUUGGGGCAGCCAAGACGUUGCCGGGGGUGCGGGAGUUGUUUGACAAGCCGCCAGAGCCCAAGAAACGCAGAUCAAGGUAUGAGAUGUUCAAGCGCAUCGAUGCGGACUACUACGGCUACCGGGAUGACGAGGAUGGCAUCUUGGUGCAACUAGAGGCGGAAGCAGAGAAGGCGGCACGGGAGGCGGCCAUCCGGGAGUGGGAGCGGGUGGAGGCCAUCAAGCAGGAGGCCAAGCGGAGCGUUAAGAGCGGGGAGGUGGUCACAGUGCAGCCGGUGCACGCAAGCGAGGAGGCAGACAAGGACUUGGAAGAGUUGUUGCGUGAGGAUGGGCCGGGGGUUUCCUUGGAGGAGCCUGCGAGGAGGGAGUUUGUGGCGCAUGUUCCUCUCCCUGAUGAAAAGGAGAUUGAGCGGAUGGUUCUAGAAAGGAAGAAGCAGGAGCUUCUGAGUAAGUAUGCCAGUGAGGCGCUCAUCAAAGAAGAGACGGAAGCGAAAGCACUCUUGAAUAUUCAGAGGUAGCGGCCACUAUGUCAUAAGCGGAUUUGGGAAGGACAGUUGAAGAUAACUCAUGUAGGCAUAGCUUGCAGGGUCAUGGGCUAGGCCAUGAUUGAAAUUAGCCAUGGAAUGCAAAAGAGGGUGUUGAACCACCCUCUGCUGUCCUAUAACUCACCAAUCAGGUUGCAAGGUGGAUACUGCCACUUUGAUUAGUUCCAAAUGAAACAAUUGGUCACAGAUGGUUGAGGUCAUAGAUGCAAGCAUGCAAUGAAUUAAGCCACAGCGGCUUUUUUGGGGUAUCUUGUGAGACUGGCAGCACGAUAAAAAGAUUUGACGUUGUUGAAACAUGCAUCAGGUUGUCGUAAAUCACCAUGUG